Molecule: messenger RNA, 189 nt
Organism: Ilex paraguariensis (yerba mate)
Lineage: Eukaryota; Viridiplantae; Streptophyta; Magnoliopsida; Aquifoliales; Aquifoliaceae
Source: the annotation of a GenBank genome assembly
AUGAAGCAAGAAAACCCUGUGUACAGAGAUUCCUUGGGUUUUGUAUAUGGGAAUGUUUUGCCUCCCCUGCAUCAUAAUCCAGGUGUUGGACCCAUCCUCAAGGUCGUGUCGGGCACAUGUGUUCAAGAACACACUCUUCUCUUCACCAUGAUGUACCAUUCAAAGCAAACUGUUGGAAAUAGUGGAUGA